CCUAACACGAAUAACGUCAGGAGUAAGGGCUCUCUUCUUCUAAUACCUGCUGGGAGAAAAGCCGAGGAAUGAAGAGGAAUCCCGGGCUGGCGUUUGAAGCUCCGCCUAUCGUGGGCGAUGCUUUCACCGCGAGUGAGCGACGUGAUUGGCUGAGGCUUUUCCCAAAAGGGGGCGGGGUAUAACCCGGAAAAGGUUGACCAAACAGUGAGCCAAGUGUCAAGCGAAAAAUUCCGGUCUCGCAGCUCCAUCAAGUAUGAGUUCAUGAUGAAGCGGCGACUGGAGGAUCAGGAAACGAUUUUUGCGUCCCAACAGCGGCGCCUCCCUGGCAACGCCGAGACCUUCCAGCAUCGCGUCCUGGCCCCGGCGCCGCCGCCGCCACCGUCGGCGGUGUACGAGGCCGCGGUCGACAGCAUGCAGCCCACCGCAGGCAUCCAGUACUCGGUACCGCAGGGAUACCAGGUUCCCACGGUGGCCCAGAACAGCGGUGGCCACGGGCACACGCCAAGCCCGGCCGUCCACGGGGGGUCGCACCACCACAGCCCCGCCGCCGUCCAAUCCCACGGGCCCCCGGUGAUGCCGUCGCACAGCCACAUGGGCGCGCCUCAGGCCUCAGCGCAGGGCCAGCAACAGUUCCAGCGGCUCAAGGUUGAGGAUGCGUUGUCCUACUUGGACCAAGUCAAAUUGCAGUUUGGGAACCAGCCUCAGGUUUACAACGACUUCCUCGACAUCAUGAAAGAGUUCAAGUCUCAAAGCAUUGACACCCCUGGUGUCAUCAGUCGGGUGUCACAGCUCUUCAAAGGACACCCCGACCUCAUCAUGGGCUUCAACACCUUCCUGCCGCCCGGCUACAAAAUUGAGGUGCAGACCAACGACCUGGUCAACGUGACGACGCCCGGUCAGAUCCACCACAUCACCCCGCACGGCAUUUCGGUGCAGAACAUCCCCAUCACGGGAGCGCCGAGCACCCAGGCGCUGCCCACCGCCGCCACCAGCGCACCGGCCCUCCUCACGCAGCCCGUCCCCGCAAAGAUGAGCAAACCCACUCAGCCCCAGGCGCCGACGCCAGGCAGCCAGAGCAACCCGUCCAUCCCGGCGUACACCUCGCCGCGCUCCCCGCCCGUGCCCCUCCACCCGCCCCUCAGCGGGAUGUCCGCCGGCUUGCCAGCGCAGAAUAACCAGCCGGUGGAGUUCAACCACGCCAUCAACUACGUCAAUAAGAUCAAGAACCGCUUUCAGGGUCAGCCCAACAUCUACAAAGCUUUCUUGGAGAUCCUGCACACGUACCAGAAGGAGCAACGGAACGCAAAGGAGGCUGGAGGGAACUACACCCCGGCUCUGACGGAGCAGGAGGUAUACGCUCAGGUGGCGCGGCUCUUCAAGAACCAAGAGGACCUGCUCUCUGAGUUUGGACAGUUUCUUCCAGAUGCCAACAGUUCAGUGCUGUUGAGCAAGACGACAGCCGAGAAAGCCGAGUCGGUACGGAACGAUCACGGCGGCACCGCCAAGAAGCUGCAGCUCAACAACAAGCAGAGGCCCAAUCAGAACGGCUGCCAGAUCCGCCGGCAUCCUACUCCCGGAGCUACGCCCCCCAUCAAGAAAAAACCCAAGUUACUGAAUUUGAAAGAUUCGUCCAUGGCCGAGGCCAGCAAGCAUGGAGUCGGAACCGAGUCGCUGUUCUUUGAAAAGGUGCGCAAAGCCUUGCGGAGUGCGGAGGCCUACGACAACUUCCUGCGAUGUCUGGUCAUCUUUAAUCAGGAGGUGAUCUCCCGGGCCGAGCUGGUGCAGCUGGUGGUUCCCUUCUUAGGGAAAUUCCCGGAGCUUUUCACCUGGUUCAAAAACUUCAUGGGGUAUCGGGAAAUGUCCCACAUCGAGGCCUACCCGAAGGAGCGAGCCACCGAGGGCAUCGCCAUGGAGAUUGACUAUGCUUCCUGCAAGAGGCUCGGUUCCAGUUACAGAGCGCUGCCCAAAAGCUACCAGCAGCCCAAAUGCACUGGGAGGACACCGCUUUGUAAAGAAGUGCUAAACGACACCUGGGUGUCCUUGCCCUCCUGGUCUGAGGACUCCACCUUUGUCAGUUCCAAGAAGACGCAGUACGAGGAGCACAUCUACAGGUGUGAGGACGAGCGCUUUGAAUUGGACGUGGUGCUGGAAACCAACCUGGUGACCAUCCGAGUUCUGGAAACCGUGCAGCGCAAGAUAUCGCGGAUGUCUGCAGAAGAGCAGGCCAAAUUCCGCUUAGACAACACGCUGGGCGGCUCCUCUGAGGUGGUGCACCGGAAAGCCAUCCAGAGGAUAUACGGCGAUAAAGCCUCUGACAUUAUUGACGGCCUAAAGAAGAACCCGGCGGUUUCCGUACCCAUCGUCUUAAAGAGGCUAAAGACCAAGGAGGAGGAGUGGCGAGAAGCACAGCGAAGUUUUAACAAGAUCUGGCGGGAGCAGAACGAGAAGUAUUACCUCAAGUCUCUGGACCAUCAGGGAAUUAACUUCAAGCAGAACGACACCAAAGUGCUGCGCUCCAAGUCCCUGCUCAACGAAAUUGAAAGCAUCUACGAUGAACACCAAGAGCAGGCAUCUGAGGAGAACGCAAGCCCACCCGCAGGCCCCCACUUGACCCGGGCGUACGAGGACCGGCAGAUCCUGGAAGACGCGGCGGCACUCAUCAUCCACCACGUCAAGCGUCAGACUGGCAUUCAGAAGGAGGACAAGUACAAGAUCAAGCAGAUCAUGCACCACUUCGUCCCCGACUUGCUGUUCGCACAGCGCGGCGAGCUCUCUGACGUGGAGGAGGAAGAGGAGGAAGAGGAUGAGGAGAUGGACGUGGAAGAGGGCGCUUCCUCCAAGAAGCACAACGGGAUUCCAGGGGGCGGAGGUGGCAGCCCCUCUAAGUCCAAGCUGCUGUUCAGCAACAUGGCGGCACAGAGGCUACGAGGCUGCGACGACGCCUACAACCUGUUCUAUGUCAACAACAACUGGUACAUUUUGCUGCGGCUGCACCACACACUGUGCUCGCGACUCCUGCGCAUCUACUGGCAGGCGCAGCGGCAGAUCGAGGAGGACGUGCGGGAACGAGAAUGGGAGCGGGAGGUGCUCGGACUCAGGAAGGAGAAGAACGACAACACGGCCAUUCAGCUGAGACUCAAGGAGCCCAUGGACAUCGACGUGGAGGUUUACUACUCGGCCUUCUUGGAGAUGGUUCGCAACCUGCUGGAUGGCAACAUGGAGGCGUCGCAGUAUGAGGACUCACUAAGGGAAAUGUUCACCAUUCAUGCGUACAUCGCCUUCACCAUGGAUAAGCUCAUACAGAGCAUCGUCCGGCAGCUCCAGCACAUCGUGAGUGACGAGAUCUGCGUCCAGGUGACGGACCUCUACUUGGCUGAGACCGCUAACGGAGCCUGCGGGGGAUCCAUGUCCACGCUGUCUUCCAGGAGCUCCUUGGAGGGCGCCUACCAACGUAAAGCGGAACAGCUCAUGUCGGAUGAGAACUGCUUUAAGGUGGUGUUUGCGAGGAACAGAGGCCUGGUGCAGCUGACGUUGGAGUUGCUCGACACUGAGGAGGAGAACUCUGACGAGCCUCUAGAGGCCGAGCGGUGGUCUGAUUACGUCGGACGUUACUUGAACCUGGACACCACCACUCCCGAGCUGAGGGAGCAUCUGGCCCAGAAGCCUGUCUUUCUCCCCAGGAAUCUAAGGCGGAUCCGGAAGUACCAGAAGUGUCGCGAGCAGCUGGACAAGGAGACCGGUGAGGGAGGCAAAAAGCCGCUGGACAAGGAAAAGAUGGCGUGCAUGUUCAAGCUCAACUCCUACAAGAUGGUGUACGUCUUCAAGUCGGAGGACUACAUGUAUCGGCGCACCGCGCUAAUGAGAGCGCACCAGUCCCACGAGCGUGUGAGCACACGACUCCACAAGCGCUUCCAGGCGUGGCUGGCGGCAUGGGCCGAGGAGCACGUCACCGCAGACAUGGCCGCCGACACCGACAAGUGGCUGAUGGGUGAGGGGCGCGACGGACUAUUGCCCUGCAGCACCGCGCGCCAGCCCGAGGUCCUCCACUUCCACAACGUCAACAAAUACCGCGUCAAGUACAACCCGUAGCGACCGUCUCUAGGUCAGGAAGCCGUUUGUUUUUAAGGCGGUUUGUGUGUGUGUUGCUCCAGCGGUGGCGAGGUUACCGUUCUUUUACCAGCCUUUUUAGCUGGGCCCCCCCCCCCUCCAAUAAGGGUGCCAAAACCCGGGAAUGGUCUCGUCCCGCUCACCAGCACUCACCGCUGCUUUUUCUACAGUAAACACUGCUUUACCAUUCCACCGUCCACACAAUCCCACCACGGGGGAAGUUCUUUAAGCCAGCCGGGACACGCUGGACAAGUGCACUUAUUCAGGGGAGGAAAAAAAACAACAAACAGCUUCCCAAAUUUUUGGAUGGGGACGAACGCCCAAUCACGACUCACUUCCGGUUCCGGGUUGAGCCUCACAAACAAUGUCAUCAGGCGGCAAACACGUCGCCUCACAACACUGUUUGGACUCAAGAGUGCACCAUUGUAAAGCUUGUCACGUCUGCGUUGUACAUAUAUACAUAUAUAAUAUAUAUUAUAUAUAGUUCUAUUAACACAGGUCAUCCUCGCCGCCCCGGAAGGCAACUUUUUUUUUUUUUUUUUUUUUUUUUUUUAAAUAAAUAUAAAAAGCCUACCACUAGUGCUCAAACACACACACACCUUGUAAAUACACUGUACAUAGUCUCAGACUUUUUAUGAUUGUGUUGUUGUGUUCGUAGAACUUUCCAAGCUAACUGUUAGAAUGUAAAGGAAAAAAAACAUGAAAAGAAAGAUGGGGAAAAAAAGACAUUUAUUACAGUUUUUACCAAAGGGACUUGAUGAUACAAAUGAGCUGUUUUUGUCCCACCUUACACCCCCCCUGUGUUCUGUUUUGUGUUCUUUUGUCUUUUCGUUUUGUUUUUUUUACUUGCAUAGUUUAAGAAAAACGUGGAAAAGUAGAAAUGUAUCCAGGUUUUUCUGUUUUUAUAAAUGACAAAUAUUUUCUUCUCAAUGUCAUCAGAAAAAAAGAAGGAAAAGCACUGCGACCAUCAGACCUUUACCCCUUCAAACAUUAACGUGCACCCUGGGUAGAUUUCUGCUACACCCCCCACUUCUCCCCUCUUCUCCCUCCCGGUUGUAUUUUUGAUAUUGGAAAAGUCACAUGAGCAUGUCUUUCGUCCGUUUAUUUAGAUAUUAUUUAAAGUAAUAAUAAAAACACAUUUGUAGCCUUUAUGUCUAUGGACCUUUAUU
Phycodurus eques (leafy seadragon) is the source of this 5276-nucleotide messenger RNA. It is a transcript of the gene sin3aa, whose product is annotated as SIN3 transcription regulator family member Aa. Gene Ontology annotation, biological process: negative regulation of transcription by RNA polymerase II. Gene Ontology annotation, cellular component: chromatin. Lineage: Eukaryota; Metazoa; Chordata; Actinopteri; Syngnathiformes; Syngnathidae. The transcript is spliced from 22 exons. Gene Ontology annotation, molecular function: transcription corepressor activity. The coding region runs from base 262 to 4089 and encodes 1275 amino acids. The record is from RefSeq and is a predicted model, not a curated record.